GAAAGCUUAACAUCAGUACUGACACCGUUCAACAUGGGGUGGAAGGACUAACAUAUCUUCUCACCGAGAGCUCCAAGCUCAUGAUUUCUGAGAUAGACUUCCAAGAUUCCAUUCAUGUUCUGGGAUUCUCAGAAGAAUUUAACAAAUUAUUACUCCAGCUGUACCUUGAUAACAGGAAGGAGAUCAGGAGCGUUCUUGGUGAGCUGGCACCAAAGCUUCCCAGCUACCAGAGUCUUGAAUGGAGACUGGAUGUACAGCUUGCAAGCAGAAGUUUGAGACAACAGAUUAAGCCUGCUGUGACCAUAAAGCUACAUCUUAAUCGGAAUGAAGAUAAAACUGCCCAAGUGUUGCAAACCGACCCUUCUACCCUCCUGCACCUGAUUCAGGAGCUGGACCAAGCUCUGGGGGAAAUGAAAACAAACCAUUGCAGGAGAAUAGUGCGCAAUAUGAAAUAG
Molecule: messenger RNA, 455 nt
Organism: Pterocles gutturalis (yellow-throated sandgrouse)
Lineage: Eukaryota; Metazoa; Chordata; Aves; Pterocliformes; Pteroclidae
Gene: COMMD2
Product: COMM domain containing 2
Exons: 3
Source: RefSeq, a predicted model, not a curated record